CUGGCGACGCCACGCAACGAAACUACAAUUGCGUGAUGACGUCUCUCUUUCCUCCUUUCCUCCACCAUCGGCGAGAAUGAAGACCAUUCUCAGCAACCAGACUGUCGACAUUCCCGACAAUGUCGAGAUUAAGCUGAAGGGCCGGACGGUCAUCGUCAAAGGACCCCGGGGCACACUCCGCAGGGAGUUCAACCACAUCAACCUGGAGCUCAGCCUCCUGGGAAAGAAAAACAAGAAGCUUCGCGUGGAUAAAUGGUGGGGAAACAGAAAGGAGUUGGCCACGGUCCGCACCAUCUGCAGUCACGUCCAGAACAUGGUCAAGGGUGUAACCAUGGGCUUCAGGUACAAGAUGCGCUCUGUGUACGCCCAUUUCCCCAUCAAUGUGGUCAUCCAGGAGGGAGGCGCGUUGGUCGAGAUCAGGAACUUCCUGGGAGAGAAGUACAUCCGCCGGGUUCGCAUGAGAGCUGGUGUGGGAUGUGCUCUGUCGACGGCCCAGAAGGACGAGUUGGUGCUGGAGGGCAAUGAUGUGGAGCUUGUGUCCAACUCAGCGGCUCUGAUUCAGCAGGCCACCACAGUCAAAAAUAAGGAUAUCAGAAAGUUCUUGGAUGGUAUUUAUGUUUCUGAGAAAGGAACAGUAUUGGAACGUCAGGAUUGAAGGCAGAAACAACUAGAGCUGCCUUGAUCCAGCAGGCCACCACCGUCAAGAAGAAGGACAUCAGGAAGUUUCUGGACGGAAUCUACGUCAGCGAAAAGACAACGGUGGUCCCACAAGAGAAUAAUUAAAUCUAUUCCUUGACAAAUAAAACUUCCCCACUUUUCCAAACAAA
Molecule: messenger RNA, 827 nt
Organism: Gadus morhua (Atlantic cod)
Lineage: Eukaryota; Metazoa; Chordata; Actinopteri; Gadiformes; Gadidae
Gene: rpl9
Product: ribosomal protein L9
Exons: 8
Coding region: 77-655 (192 amino acids)
Biological process (GO): cytoplasmic translation
Cellular component (GO): cytosolic large ribosomal subunit; ribosome
Molecular function (GO): structural constituent of ribosome; rRNA binding
Source: RefSeq, a predicted model, not a curated record